AUGGCUAUAGAAGAGGAGACGUCCGGUGGCUCCCAAGAAACACCUGAGCUGCGGUCCUCUUUGGAAGAUGCAUUCUUGAAAGGUAAUUCAUCCAGUAAGAUUGAGAGCUGGCUGGACCAAUGCAGCUCUUCCAGGGACCCUCUCGGGGACAGCCUCUCUGCUCAGGGCGCCUCUGGACUCUGUAGCAACAGAACCAGCUUUGAAGAUGACCUUACCCUGGGAGCGGAAGCCACACUGCUACUGGACAAAGAUAUAGCUGAGUCCCGAGCCCCCAAAGGUGCCUCCUCCUGGUGUGAUCUACAGCUCAAUCUGGACCACAGCCUCACUUCCAGUACUUUCUCAGUCAGCACUAACAAAACUAGCUCCAGUAUCUCAGAGGUGCUGGAGCAAUGUGAGGUGGAUGCAGAGACCGUCCUCUCCAACUUGGGCUUCGUACAAGAGGAGACCCCAGCUAAGUCGUGGAUCCCGUCUCGGUUCUUUGCCGUUCCAUCCCAGGCCCAAGGCAUUGAUUUCCAGCUGUUCCUAAGGGCCCAGGUUCAGCGGCUGGAGAUGGAAGAUCCUUACCUGAUGCUAGCAAGUCGGUUCAGGCAGGUCCAGACCCUGGCCAUAACAGCAGAUGCUUUCUUCUGCCUUUACUCGUACGUAUCUAAGACCCCUAUCCAGAAGAUUUCCCCUGCCCACCUGUUCUCAGCCUUCCCGGACAUUCCGGAUUCCUGGAACGUUUCUUCCAAGCAAGAGGCCGAAUCUCCUCUACAGCGCCUGAAGAAAGCCAUUUCAAGAAUGUGCUUGUACACUUUGCCUCGAGAGGAAGGGACCUCGGGGCCAUCCAAAAAGCCACCCCAGAUGAGCCGCCUGGAACAGAUCGUAUGGGAAGUGAUAGACAUGGCUCGCAAAAACAGAUUCCCUCUUGACAUGGAAAAUGGAAAGGAAGAGGCUCACGUAGAUGUGAGUUUUUUCGGCACGUGUGCCAAAAAGCUUGUCACCCCUUGCAUUGUUAUCAACUAG
Molecule: messenger RNA, 1005 nt
Organism: Gekko japonicus
Lineage: Eukaryota; Metazoa; Chordata; Lepidosauria; Squamata; Gekkonidae
Gene: TESPA1
Product: thymocyte expressed, positive selection associated 1
Exons: 9
Coding region: 1-1005 (334 amino acids)
Molecular function (GO): signaling receptor binding
Source: RefSeq, a predicted model, not a curated record